GGGGACAGUAUUCUGAUCUUUCAAUCCCAUCCAUUUCACUUUUUUUCCUAAUAUGACGCUGACUGGGAAUAGAACUUCGAAUCCAAGUCAAAUUCAAAGCAUUCACGGAGGAUCAUAUCAUCGUAUAGCCCCUUUUUUGUUUACAUCUCUCAGCUUUCCUCCGUCUUCUGUCUCCUCAGAUUCUCAACCCAGCUUCUAUCAAUUGCGUUCCCAGUUUUAGGUCGAUUACAAUUACAAUAGGAGGGUUGAUUCUUCUAAAUUUUCAGGGUUCCAUCUCAGCUCUUUAUUUUCAGGGCAUGUCUUCAGAUCGUGGAUAGAUAAUGUGAAAAAUCCGAUCUUUCAUCGAGCUAUUGAAUAGAAGAUGUCAAGAAGGGGAAUUGGGACUAUCAGUUUUGAUUGGCAGCAUGUCAAUCUUCUAGGACGCGAAUACCGAUUCGGCAGGAUUAUAGAUUCAUAUUCAGUGGCCUGCGAAGCUUUUUCCGAACAUCUGUUUCUCUGAUCCUUAAUUUCCUUCCCAGUUCCCUUUUUUCUUACUUACUUCUUUGAAAAGUUUGAGUUUUCCUUUAUAGUUCAGAUGGAUUUGGGGGCAUCGGGGUUUGUUUUUCCUUUGAAAACUAACAGAAAGAUGGAAACUUCUGAUGAUGAAGUUGCUGAAGUAUCUUCUGACAAUCGAUACAUUCGGGUAGUCUCUUCUCUUUCCCUAAAAAAGUUGGCUUACUUCGAAACCUCAUAGCUGAAAUUAACUGUUAUUCCUUCGAUAAAUGUCUGGGAUUGUGAAUGUAGUAAUCUUGAUAUGCUUUUGGUUGUGAACAGGAUAACUAGUGCUUAGUUUUGGCACUUUAUGAUUUCAACCUUUUUAAAAUUGUUGAUUCACGGUAGAAUUUGUGUGUAUUCUGACACAUUGACCGGGUAGUUGAGUAAUGGGAUGUUAUAGUUUUCCAGGCUCCUUUAGUUGUUGUUAUGUAAUGUUUUGGCUUUGCCGGUGCCAUCACAUUUUAUUUGUCUUCUUUUCUCCAGUAUAAUGAAAUCUUGGGAAGAGGAGCAUUUAAGAUUGUCUAUAAAGCGUUUGACGAAAUGGAAGGAAUUGAGGUUGCUUGGAACCAAGUCAGUAUUGAUGAGGCAAUGCAGUCUUGUGCAAAUAUGGAAAGGUUAUAUUCUGAGGUUCACCUGUUGAGGACAUUGAAACAUGAGAACAUCAUAAAGUCACUUGACUCCUGGGUUGAUGAUCAGAGCAAAACUAUUAAUAUUAUCACAGAGUUAUUCACUUCUGGAAGCUUGAGGCAAUAUCGAAAGAAACAUAAGGCUGCUGACAUAAAGGCCAUCAAGAAUUGGGCUAGGCAAAUUCUUAAAGGCUUAAAUUAUCUCCACAUUCACAACCCACCUAUCAUUCAUAGAGACCUCAAGUGUGAUAACAUAUUCAUCAAUGGGAAUCAUGGUGAAGUUAAAAUAGGAGAUCUAGGAUUGGCUACAAUAAUGCAGCAGCCUACUGCAAAAAGUGUUAUUGGAACUCCUGAGUUCAUGGCACCUGAGCUUUAUGAUGAAGAGUACAAUGAACUCGUUGACAUUUAUUCAUUUGGUAUGUGCUUGCUAGAGCUCAUAACACUUGAAUAUCCCUACAGUGAGUGCAGAAAUCAAGCACAAAUCUAUAAAAAGGUUACUUCGGGUAUAAAACCUGCAGCUUUGGAUAAAAUUGUGGAUUCAGAAGUAAGGCAGUUCAUAGAAAAGUGCUUGGUACCAGCAUCUGAACGUUUAAGCGCUUCACAACUCUUGAAAGAUCCAUUUCUUUCAUGCGCUACUACUAGUUCAAAGGAACUCUUGCCUGACGUCAUGCAGAACUUAAAUGUAAUGCCGAAGUCUGAUACUCUCUCAAUGGAAAUAGACUCCACCUCUAGAAAGUUAUCCAAUGUUGCUUGUGUAGAAAGCAUGACUGGAAUUUCUCAAACUUCCGAGUUUCUAAGAUGCAAUGGAAAAAAUGAGUUUCGGCUGAGAGGGGACAAAAAUGAUGAAAGUUCCAUUUCCUUCGGUCUGCGCAUUACUGACAAGAGUGGUAAAGUGAGGAAUAUUCAUUUCAUGUUUUACCUUGAUCACGACACUACUGUCUCAAUUGUUGAGGAAAUGGUUGAGCAACUGGAGUUGCCAAAUGAAGAUGUGGCCUUGAUUGCCAAUAUGAUUGAUUACUUAGCCUCAAAACUUGUACCAAGUUGGAAACCUUCGUCAAGAACUUCUGACCAAGAAUCUAGUGAGCAGCCGCAUGUCAUUUCUCAUGUACCAUCAGGAGGGAAUAAUAAUAACAAUAUUGAAGAGUUAUUUAAGGUGAAUUUAUCUUCUUUAUAUGAUGGUGGAGUAUCAACCACAUUUAGUGAGCAUAAGAAGUACUUAACGUCGAUCUCCUCAACUGGGUCAUGGGAUGCUAUAUCUAAUGAUAUGAAUGGUGUGUGUGUUUCCUCGCUCUCUGUAGCUGACAUGGAUGAUGGUAAAGAACAAUGUCAUGAUCUAAAGAUGGAGAUUGAUGCCAUUGACAUGCAUUAUCAUCAAUGUUGUCGAGAACUAAUGCGGAUGAGGGAAGAGGCAAUUGAAAGUGCUAAACGGAAAUGGAUCGCGAAAAAAAAUUGUUCCACUUGAUAUGAUGCCUUCCUUCGUACUAGAGUUUGUGUAGUUAGUGCUACUUCUUCUUUGGGUUUUCUUUUUACCAAACGGAGGAAAUAUUUUUGCUUCCUCCUGAUUAUACAAAUUGCUGUUGUGUUUUAUUUUACCCUACCGCCCCAUGCCUCCCAGGUUUGUUUUUUUUUAAGAAAAUUGAGUAUAUACUUGUUUUUGCCGUUAUUGACAAUUGGCAGUUAGUUUAAUUUUCGAGGGAAUGAGAAUGUUCUCUCUAGCUAUAAGCUAUAUUUAAUUCUAUAUGUACAUAACAUUUUCAAGUUUUCACUUCAAAUAAUUUGUAUUUUGUAUGUGAAGCUUUUCUCACUUUAUGUAA
This is a messenger RNA of Cuscuta europaea, 2974 nucleotides long. The record is from the annotation of a GenBank genome assembly. Lineage: Eukaryota; Viridiplantae; Streptophyta; Magnoliopsida; Solanales; Convolvulaceae.